Molecule: messenger RNA, 3896 nt
Organism: Neoarius graeffei (lesser salmon catfish)
Lineage: Eukaryota; Metazoa; Chordata; Actinopteri; Siluriformes; Ariidae
Product: GTPase IMAP family member 7-like
Exons: 4
Coding region: 74-1147 (357 amino acids)
Molecular function (GO): GTP binding
Source: RefSeq, a predicted model, not a curated record
UCUGAUCUGGAGGAGGACUUUACCCUGACUGCGAGACUGGAUUGAAGAAUAAACAGCGUUCAGAUGACAGGAAAUGUCGCGAUCAGUGGGAAAGCAUGAGAGAGAAAAGGAGGGACCAUCAGGAAGACAAAGUCCUGAUAGGCUGCGUCCAAACAUGUCUGAAGUGGGGAAGGAGGAUCGCUCAGACCAACAACCAUCAGGAAGACACAGUCCUGAUCAGGACCGUCCAACCAUGUCCACAUUGAGGAUGGUGCUGGUGGGGAAAACUGGAGCUGGGAAAAGUUCUUCAGGAAACACCAUCCUGGGCAGGAAGGCCUUCAGAGCUGCCCAGAGUGGAUCAUCUAUAACUAAAGAGUGCUGGAAGGAGACAGAGGAGGUUGCUGGAAGGCAGCUGGCCAUGGUGGACACUCCUGGUCUUUUUGAUGUAACUUACUCUGAAGCAGUCUUUAAAAAAGAGGUCGGGAAGUGCAUUAACAUGACGGCUCCAGGACCCCAUGCCAUCAUACUGGUCAUUCAGCCUGGUCCCUUCACCAAGGAGGAAUGCCUCUCAGUGGAGAAGAUUAGAGUUCUUUUUGGAGAAGAAGCAGAUAAAUACACUAUGAUCCUCUUUACACACAAGGAUGAACUAACUGGAACCAUUAAGGAACAUCUGAAUGAAGCUGGUGAGAAGCUCAACACCCUGAUAAAUGCAUUUGGAGGGAGGUAUCACGUGUUUGACAACACAAGAAUGGAUGAUCGAACUCAGGUUCUGGAGUUCUUGGACAAAGUAGAAAGCAUGGUGUCUGUAAACAGGGGUGAACACUAUACUAACCCCAUGUUUCUGAAUGUGGAGGAAAAACUGAAGGAGACAGAGGAGAAGUUAAAGAAACAAUACACAGAAAAAGAGAGAAAAUUAACCUCUCAGUUCAAUGGGGAUAUCAGAAAGUUUCAGGAGAUGAUUAAAAAUCUAAAAGAAUCAGAGCACAAAAAAGAGAAAGAGAUUGAACAGUUGAAAGAGUUGAUUAAAAAGAAGGAUAUAGAGCUGAAUGAAUACAAAAGAUUUUACAAAAAAAAGUGUAGGAAUGUGAGACUGGAGGCAGAACUGACAGAAGUUGAUGAAAACAUACCUACGACUGUGUCUGCCAAAUUAAAUCAACUUCGCAUUUGAAAAUAUUUGAAUUGAUAUGUUUUAAGUGAUAAAUGUGCUUGAGUACUAAAAAUAAUUUAACAAACUAGCUGGUACUUUUGUUGCAUUUAUUCUCAAGAUGUAUUAAACUUUUGUACUGAUAGACAGCUCAUAUUAAGGUGUGUUUUUGUAAGCUAAUUGUAGUUAGCUGAUUAGAAUUAGCUAGGUUAGAAAAUAUUCCCAUUGCUCUUGUUAAUGUUUAUCAACAUCAUGUUUAAUGUUUUUGUAGCUGAACAGUGUUGGGAGUAAUACGUUACAAAAGUAACGAAUUCUGUAAUGCAUUGCUUUUUGCAGUAACGCGGUAAUGAAAGGCUUUACAGAAAAAAUUUGGUAAUAUUUUACUUGGUACAAAUGUCAGUAACGCGCGUUACAAUGCAUUUUUAACCUGGAAUGAAGUGGUGGGGUUUUUUUCCUUCAUACAAAUUCGCCAAAAUCACCGCGAGAUCAGCAGAGGUGAAACGUCUACGCAAAAUGUUUCACUUUUCCUUUAGGCUAGUCAGACAGAAGAGAGAGAUGAGUGAACCUGCAGCUGAUCUAAUGUCGGAUAGCACAUUCUCCAGAUGGGCACACGCCCAUUACUUUAAGUUUGUGAAAAAUAAGGAUGUGAAGAACAUCGUAGUCAAAUGCACUUUGUGUGCUAAACCUAAAGAACGGUCCACUUCCCGAAAUAGCACCAGUAAUUUAACUAAGCAUUUACAGAAGUGCCCAAUGGAGUAACUUUGAUUUUGACAUUGGUGGGGACACAAAAGUGAUCCAAGGCAGAACUUCCAAAAGGUGUUUUUUUUUCCAUUAGCAAUCAUAAUUUCAUGUCAUGCAGAUCUUAUAGGUUAACGAGGGCAGCCGUGGCCUAAUGGUUAGGGAGUUGGUCUUUGGAUCCCAGGGUUGUAAAUAUUGUUGUUGUUGUUGUUUUUUUUUAAAUUCAAUAUCUGUAUUGUUUGACAUGGGGGGGGGUCUCAAAAUUCACUGACUGCCUUAUUGAGAAACUCAGGUGCUACUGGUGGCAUUUUCUAUUCUGUAAUUAAGCUCAAAUUUAGUUAAAAUUAUAUUUAGAUAUAUAAUUUAGUGAUUGCCUAUUAUAGCAUGAUUAUGAUUACAUUAGUAUUGCAUUUGUAGUAUACCCCCCAUUUUUUCUUUUUGUUGCCCCUCCAUUUUCCAUAUUAUGUCUUUUUGUUGCCUGUUUCUGUGUUCGUAAUGUGUGUUAUGAUUUUCACUGCAGAUGUGCUUGUGACUUCUUUUAUGUUCAUGCUGCAGUUACCAAUAUUCGUCUGUAUGUGGCAGUAAAGGACCAUGGAUUUGUUGUAUCUAGCCUAGCCUAGUAGUAGUAGAAAGAGGUCUCUGUAAAACGGUGAACGCAGCAGACUCAGCAGCAGACACAGCGGCUGUCACGCUGUUGAUUCUGAAAUGCAAGUCGCACAUCUGCAUGGCCAUGCAGUAGCCUACAUCUGACUACUUACAUUCUGUAAAACCGUUAGGUCUAUAAAUUUAACAUUCAUUCAUCAAGGAUAUUAUCUAACACCAAGUUACAUUGCUCCAGCAUUCCUUUUCUCUGCAGCUAUGCAGUAGCCUAGCUCUGAUGCGUCCUGUCACGUUGCUAAACCUGCCUAAGGAGCCGCAGCAAUAGUUUUAUGAAGGGUUUCCAUACAUCAAAAGGAUUUUGUUGAGUUUUUAAAGCUCGACGGAAACCCUGCACUUACAUUCUUGACUUUGAAGAAGAAUGAACGAAUGUCUCAUUUCUUGGGAGGGGGGCUGUCAUCCAUGAUACUCAAGUCAGCAUGCGAGUCGUAGGGCAAGCAUGCAUGGACAUCGAAGUCCAGCUCAAUUUGUAGGCUGACGGAGAGUGGGGGGGGCGUGGGGUAGGUCAGGUGUGUACGUGUGAGAUACGGGGGGUUGAUGGGCGGGUAGUCACGGCUGCUGUGGGAAGUGUGCUGAUUUUACAGCAGAUGGAGUGACAGCUGGGAUAGCCAACCAUGCAAGUUAGCGAGAAACAGGUAUGAAUAACAGAAACAGAGAAUGAUAUCUACGUUAGAGGGGGGAUUAUUAGCAGUGUCAUACAUUUAACCCUUUGUGUGCCAUAUAAUCAUUGCUCAGGUUAGGACAUCGGUUUUAUUGAUUGUGAUUACACAGUAGCGGCUGAAUAUUGGUAGGGACACGUCCCUAGCGUCCCUACCCAAAAUUACGCCCUAGGAAGUGCCAUAGUAACAUGAAGUUAGCAAGGAAGCAAGCGGAGGAUGAGAGUGGCGAUAAAAUCACAAAGCAGCCAAAAUUAACGUUCUGCCGCUCUGAGAUGCUCCUUCAGCCUCAGGAGGUGAGGAGACCUGUGGUGGAGUAUGUUGUUGAAGAUAUGCUGACAGUUUGUUUACAUUUUUGUCCUGUAUAACUGAGUUUUUUUUCUGGUCGGAAGUCAGACUAAAGUGACUGAGCUGCCUUUCCUUCGAGGGCUAAUAGGCCUUAGCACUUCAAUAUCAGUAAAAGCACUUUGAUUUUGUUAUUUCUAAUUCUGUUUUUCGAAAUGUGACUGGGUAGCCUCAUAUAGCUAAUAGUCAUUGUCUAGCUGUGAUUUAAAAGGCUUGUGGGUUGUUUCUUUUUUCAGGCCAGUUCUAUUGUAGGCUAUGAUUUGCCAUAAUAUGUUCAUUUUUGUUAAAUUUCUGAAAUGGAGUCAUAUCCCUUAGGGCUAAUCUUUUUUUUUUUUUAUGAAACAUAAACUAUGCUUAAUGCUAUAAACUUGGAAAAC